This is a messenger RNA of Vigna radiata var. radiata (mung bean), 1120 nucleotides long. RefSeq lists its product as uncharacterized. Gene Ontology annotation, cellular component: mitochondrion. The transcript is spliced from 4 exons. The record is from RefSeq and is a predicted model, not a curated record. Bases 210 to 737 code for a protein of 175 amino acids. Lineage: Eukaryota; Viridiplantae; Streptophyta; Magnoliopsida; Fabales; Fabaceae.
UACCUAGAGACAACAACUUUCAAUUCUCUUGUUAUUUCCUUCUUCCAUCUUCUUCGCAUUAGCAUUCACAGUUAUAAUUUCAGUUACCCAUUUUCUUCGUCAAUAUCAUUCUGCUAUUUUUGUUUUUGUUCUUUUUGCUUUAACCAUUUCGUCAAUUUGAUUAUUGCACUGCAGCUACCUGAUUCGCCACCCUAAACCACCAGAGAGAAAUGGGAAUUGCAGGAGUGCUAAGGAACAUUGUUCGCCCUCUAUCACUUGCAUCAUCAAGAACCUUGACCUCUCGAAUGUCCACCAAUGCUUCAAUGGCAUUGUUCUGUCCUGUUUCGCCAUCUCCCUGCAAACCUCCCCUGUGGACUCUUCCCCUUUUGAACCACUUCCAUAGCUUGACAGACACUCGCUUCCCAAAGAGACGACCCUCUGAUAAACCUCGCCGAAAGAGGGCCAGCCUGAGACCGUCUGGGCCUUACGCUUGGGUUCAAUAUACACCUGGCGAACCCAUACUUCCAAAUAAGCCAAAUGAGGGGAGUGUCAAAAGGAGAAAUGAGAAGAAACGCAUGAGGCAGCGCCGUGCCUUUAUAUUGGCGGAGAGGAAGAAAAGGAAAGCUCAGAUGCAAGAGGCUAAUCGGAAGAAAAAUAUUCAGAGGGUAGAACGCAAAAUGGCUGCAGUUGCAAGGGAAAGGGAGUGGGCAGAAAGACUGGCUGAGUUGCAGCGACUCGAGGCACAAAAGACAAUCUAAUGGAAAUUUUUAGGACCUAUCUGCAGUUGGUAACACUGGUUGUGCACUCUAUACACUAUUUCUAUAUUUUCAUUAUGUUCAGAAACAUGAAAGUCUGAAUCCCCACAUUUUGUUGUUGAGAGUAAGACUAAAACGCUGACAUUUUUUUUUUCUCUUGAAACAAAGAUGAGAAAAAUAAGAGAAACCUGGUGUGGGUAGAUCAGUGGCACAUGCUAAUACUAAUAAAUCUUAGAGUCUACAACAUUAGGGUGGAAAUAUCUGUUGAGAAUAAUGAGAAGGAGCGAGGAAAGUAGAAUAGAACUGGUUUUGGUGGGAUGAAGGGCAUCCAAAGGAAGGUGGAUGGAAGGGGAGGGCUUAUCCAGAAUGUAUUAUCCAUUUUGACA